Messenger RNA from Geodia barretti, 3613 nucleotides. Lineage: Eukaryota; Metazoa; Porifera; Demospongiae; Tetractinellida; Geodiidae. The record is from the annotation of a GenBank genome assembly.
UGUGUGUGUGUACGUGUACGUGUGUGCGUCGGUCAACAUUCGGAAACGAUGGGGUUCGGGCUAGGUGGUUGUAAUGUAGCGUUGAUUCUGAUUCUGAUUCUGUUCGCCUCGAAAGCUGUUCUUUGCGGCACCGCGGAUCCCGGAGACACGCUCUCCGCUACCUCUGAUGUCACCAAACUUGCAGUACCGCAAACUCUUCGGACAAACUUUGACCUCUAUCGCGACUAUUACGUCACCGUCGACACGGCAACGGUGUCCGGGAAUCAAUACUCUUCAUUUUCAAUCCAAGUUCACACCCAACUCUAUACGGCAGUUCUGACAAACUUUUCCAGUGAGUGUCAGACCACGGGAGAUUACGAGUGUACCACGACUGGUUCCAACGUGGGACUGGUCCAGGUAUGGAACGUGGACACGACAGACUUUCUAUUCCGUGUCAGAGUGGAAUGCGGACCGUGGAACUGUUCGAGCAAUUCCACCGUUAGAGUCCUGUUGGCAACAGUUGGAAUACCCACAGAAGCUCCCAUUCCUGGCGGUUGCGCUUUGACCUCUAACCUCUUCAUUGACCCCAAUAUCGUCGUGGACUACACGACGAUCUCGACGGAGGUCCGGUUCCUGGACAGCGACGUGGGAUUCAGACCGUCCGACACAUCUUAUCCCACCUGCGAUGCCUCUACUGACCCCUCCUCCCUCUCCUCGCCCUACCCACUCCAAUACCUCGAGUACACGGUCUACCAGAAGUGUCUCGGUCGAGGCCAGUUCAGUGUGACGGCCAUGAUGGACGCCAUUGAAGACAUGCUCACUGCUAGCCUCACUCUUAAACAGGAGAGCAGUUACACAACGCUCCAAUACAACCAGGCAAAGAGAGUGACGUUUGCCUCGACCCCUGGACAAGGGGUCAUCUACAACGUCAUAGCAACGGACAAGAGAAGUAACCGGAGAGUGGCAUACGUCCCAGCUAUCACCUAUGGCUGCGACAUUCACUCCGCGAGUGGCUGCAGAGACGAGAUAUCGCCAUUCAGCGGCGUGGUCGGAAUCGUCCUCAUAUUGUCCGGUCUCUUUCUGUGCCUAGUUGGACACCUCUUCUUUCACGGAGAGGUUGUCGCCCUUCACUGGAUCAGCGGCUGCUUCUUCUUCUACCUCAUCAUCUCCAUAGCAGCGACCUCUUUCGACCACAACCUUCUGUUGGGUCUGUCUCUGGUGUGUGGGAGUGUGUAUUGCCUGGUCUGGUUCCUGUUCUGGUUCCUGACCGGCUGGCACUGGGUCCACGUGGUGGUUUUUGGCUUGUAUGCGGAUUUCAUCAUCAUUUCUUCCAUCCUUUACUCUCCUCUAGAAGACACAUCUGUGUUCACCGUCCUACAGAUAAGCUACGUCUACUGCCUCACACUGCUCUGUGGAAUGGUUCUCUUCAUGGUGCCCGUUGUCGCCUUCCCCAGAGCCCUAAGUAUAUGGGCUUCAUCUCUUGUUGGGAGCUAUGCCGUCAUUUCUGGUAUAGGGAUGUUUGUGUACACUGAGCUGGCCCAGAUUGUUUUGCUGGUCGUGAGGAGAUUAUCCAUUUCCGGGUUUUAUUCUGCUCACGUCGACUGCCCUUUACUUACCACUGACUACAUACUAAUGGCUCUGUGGAUCGUCUUGCUGGUGGUGGGAGUGACCAUUCAGACCACAGUGGUCCAGAUUCGUCGGACCAAACACAACCGUCGGCAACAAAAAGCUACCAACGACAGACAAAGCAGAAAGAAGUUGAAGUUGAAGUUCAGUUCGUUUCCACGACCCUCGUUGCUGAGGAAACUCCUUCGUUAUAGCAACAGAAAUUGCUCUGCCGAGGGAGAGCCGUUGCUAACCCCUAGUCAUCUGUCUCAUCACGGGCCUUGGUCGUCUCAUAGCAACGGAGUCUCGUCGCCUAGUGACAGCGGACGGUAUCCUAGCAACUACGAGCCGUACGGUUCGCGGGCGAAGAACGGGAGAUCGAGAAGACGAGGCAUGGAACCUGAGCCCGCCACUACACCGGGACAGGAGAUAGAAACUGGGUUCGUACGUGUGAGGUUCACCGCCAACGGUCGCUAUGUCUGUGGCUACGUGGAAUCGGGACAGGAACUCAUGGAGGUCCUGGAGACAUACCGCACCGUAUCGGGAACUGGAUUCAUCAACGCACAGACGCUGAGUGCAGCGAUGAAGCCAUUCGACGACACGGUGUGGCAGACGAGGUUCAUGACUCCUGCUGCAAGGCCGCGCCUCUUUUGGCAGAUGAGCGCGGGAGAACCCCACAUUCCUUACGAUGGUGUUCCGUUCAUGUCCGUUGGUCAGAACACGGAGCUGCCCUGUGUUAGAUAUGGCGGACGGAGGAAGAAGGUGGAGACUGUUGCCCUGGCAACUGGCGAUCUGAUAAACAUGGACUUCCGCCAGAAGACAGGCUGUGAGGGAAAGAUUACCGUUCGUCGAGUCAUGCGGUUUCCGUCUGCCCAAGUCACCGAUCUCAGCCAGCAAGGAGUGGCUGCAGUUCGCCGAAUGAGAAAACAGUUACUCGAGGAUUUGACGCAGAAGAUCAUUGCCGGUAUUGCGAAAGCCCAUCGAACGCCCGUUGCCGAGGAGAUAAUGAACCAAUUAAGCCACGGAAUCACAGAGAUCUCCCUCAUUAAAGACCACAUCAAGAACUUUGCGGACGCAUCGCUCGGUAACGAGGCUGGACUGCACGUCGAGAAUUCAGCCUACUAUCCUUCAGAAGUUGGAGUUUACCACCAUGUCUACUGGCUCUACAAGAUGGGGCAGGUCAUAGAUCAGGAGAGUGCAUUCAAGGCUAAGCUGGGUCUGAGCGAUGACUUCGCUGCCAGCGCCCUCUCCUUGACAACAUCCAUCCCUCCCAAGAUACCCGUUACCACGGACACCAUCACCAGGCCACCGGAACAGCUGCAACCUCUCUUGACCUCGGGCGACAGCGAAUCUCCCCUCCAGGCCACCGAGAACGAGGUGGAGUUAAAAACAUCCAUUGACCAAGGAGGUGGAGGACUCUGUCUCUCUACUGAUAACUCCACUACUUCUGCCACACCCAUUUCGGUUCCUCCCAUUUCCAUUAUGUCGGCAGCUGCCAAGAGGGGAAUCCCCCCGAAAUCGAUGACAUCAUCGUUCAACAUGCAGUCCCUCUCGUCUCUAUCCGGUAUCUCUACUCCGAUAAUUACACAUCACGAGCCACAGUCUCUGGCGGUCGUUGAAGCCACACCCACCACUCCCACGGCAUUGUCUCAGGCCCAGACAGAAGUCCACGACAUUCUCAGAAUAAUGAGAAUCAGACACACGCCUGCAGGACCCUCCCCGCUCUGAACACUCUUCGGAGACAGUUGACUGAACUCUGCAGUCAGUUCUCGAUGCACCUCUCAGGAGUACCGACCAAGAGCUUUGGGGGUGUGGCCAACCACUCCCCCAGCAGUCUAAGCCUCGCCCCCCUGACAAAACGACCAAAGCUAAACUGAACUUCUCUAAUACACAGCUAGUCCUCGUGUUAUUUUUCACCACUUAUCCAUUACAUCAUCGUCAUUUCCAUCCUUACACACAGACAUCCUCAUUACCUCACUAUUACAUCAUCUAUAUAACUUUAUUAUGACAUCACAAACAUUACUCCGCA